GCCAGAGGGCAAAGUUUCACUUCUUUUCCUUUCUCUUCCUCAGUGUUUUCUCGUCCACUGGAGACUGAACUACCGGGGACAAGUCUGUAACACACAGUGCAGUGCACAGCUUUCAUUCCUUCCAUAGACAACUCUGACAAAGCCAGUGUAUAUUUUGUAUUGCUCUUGUUCUGAUUUCAAAACUACUUUGGGCUGAUUUGAUUCAUGUUUUUGGCUACAUGAAAUUCAUCUUGCAACUAACGUCCGUGUUCUCUUAGCCUGCAGAAUUUAGUAGAAGAUGUUUCUCUGCCGAUUCAUCCGCCCUGCAGGCCGGAUUGUCCGAGUGACCCGGGGUCUGUUGAUACUUUUAUCAGCUGUCGCCAUCUUUGGUACCAUUGCUUUCAUUCAUCGAAUGGAAACAACUUCCAAAUUCAAUAAUGACGGGCACUCAGCUCCAAAUGUAGUGCAACAAUUGUUCACGCCAGCUUGCCAAAACUGCAGUCAGCACCGAACCGCGUCUGACGAGAGUGUUACAGUGAUUUUGGACAACAAAAUUCACGCCGACCAUACAGCGAAAUCUCCUGCGAAAUCAUCAGAUAAAAUGGAAAGGCCAAUCAACGACGAAGCCAUUGCGGCGGCGGCGGCGGCUGCCGCUGAAAUCAUUUCGCCCGACGAGGCAUUACCGGAAGAGAUGAUGCCCGAUCAGGAAUCUCCUGCCUUUCAACCACCUGUGAUCAAGACGGAACCUCAGCAACCGCCCUCGCCCAUUCCCGAAAGUUUCCCCCAACAGCAAGAGCACGCCCAACAACAAGAAUCGCUAAAGAUUGACGAGCAGCACCAGAAAUCGCUCAUCUCUCCGUCGUUUGCCGUCAGCGACAACGCCUCGCCAGCAGUGCACUCUGAGGCUUCCAACGCUCACGCUGACAACAUGUCUCGCACGCUGCUCCAUUUGGAGACGAAGAAGGUGGCCAGCAGCGUGUCGGUGCAUUCCAAUGCGCGGACGGCCAAGAUUCAAAGCGUCGGCGCCGUGAAAGGAGCGGUGCGAAUGAACUCUGUGACACAGGAGCAUCCGCAGCCCCAGCCCAAGGUUGGCAGCGAAGAAGAAAACCUUCCGGUGCUGACUCGCAGCUUGUAUCAAGCCGGCCAUUAUCUCCCUCCCAAGGACGUCUGCCCAGAGCAGGGCGAAGGCAUGAAACUGAUGAUCUUGGUUACAACCGCUCCCGGCCAUGCCGCCCAGCGUGAGGCCGUCCGCUCUACCUGGGGACACGUCGCCUUCCGUCGUGACGUGGGCAUGGCUUUCAUGGUAGGCACUUCCAAGAACCACUCGGAGAAUUCGCUGAUUGAGCAAGAGAAUUUCAUCUACGGUGACAUCAUCCAGGGUCAUUUCAUCGAUACGUACAACAAUUUGACGCUCAAGACGAUUUCCAUGCUGGAAUGGAGUUGGGAACAUUGCAGCCGGGCCCGGUUCUUACUCAAGACGGACGAUGACAUGUACAUUCACAUGCCUGUGCUCCUGUCCAUCCUGGACGGAGCUGCCAGCCGACGACGAACAAUCAUGGGCAAGGUGGCCAAAAAAUGGAAGCCCAUCCGCAACGUCACUUCCAAGUAUUACAUUUCGCCGACUCAGUUCAAGGCGGCCAUGUACCCCGACUUCAACACGGGCCCGGCUUACAUUCUGACCAACGACAUUGUCGAGCCACUCUACCAAGCUUCGCUGAACGAAACUUUCUUCAAGUUGGAGGACGUUUUCGUCACGGGGAUGGUGGCCAGCCCGCUUAAGAUCCAGCACAUCAAUUACCCGCAGUUUUUUAACCGCCGACUCAAGCUGGAUACUUGUGCCGUCGCCAAACUCGCCAGUGUUCACAUGGUCAAAACUCACGAAAUGUUUGAUCUUUGGAAACGAUUAUCGGACGGACUUACCCGCUGCUCUCCGAAAUAAGCAGCUCUGAUUAUAAUCCUCACCUAUACUCCACAGAACUUAAAUGAAUUGAACUUCAUGUGUCGCUUUACUGGAACGUAAAGUUUUUUUAAAAAUUCAUCCGUCACUCAUGACAGUAUUUGUAAUAAUAACCUUUGAUGAUUGCACACAAAUCAACGCUCAAUGAUGGUCGAGUUUGCUGCUGCUGCUGCUGCUGUAUUUCUGCAUAAUGUCACGUGCAUCUGAAAUCUGAUUGGAUGAUGAUAUGGUUGCUAUAAUUGUGCUUUCCAAGUUCGUUUAAAAAUCGAAAUGUUGGCCCAGUUAAAGUCAUAAUGAGAUGCUGGUUUGUUAGCCAAAAUGUAUAUUUAAAAUGUAGGGCCACCUCGCAUGCAGUAUUUGGUUUUCAUAAUCUUUGAUGCAAAAUUUUAAUGCUCCCCUCGAACCUCUAUUUUUUGAGUGAGAAUCUCGUGUAUUAUCAUUUAUUCUUGCCUUUUUAAAAAAUAAUAAACCAAGAUAUUCAGUGGGUUGAA
Molecule: messenger RNA, 2427 nt
Organism: Daphnia pulex (common water flea)
Lineage: Eukaryota; Metazoa; Arthropoda; Branchiopoda; Diplostraca; Daphniidae
Exons: 5
Coding region: 278-1918 (546 amino acids)
Cellular component (GO): membrane
Molecular function (GO): hexosyltransferase activity
Source: RefSeq, a predicted model, not a curated record